AUGUCCAUUGCAGAAGAACAUUGUCUUUGGGAUGAGAUCAUUGUCCACAUAAUGUCGCCAGCAGAAUGUUGUGGCAAAACUUUGGUCGGCAUUGCGGACACGGAUCAUUUAAGAUACAGUACUGCCUUUGGAUAUGGAAUGACCGGUCGGAUCUUCCGCUUGGUAAACGGGUUGUUUUACAACAUCACCUGCAUGUCCUGGAACUGGUGUGAUGUCAAUUUAGUCUUUUCACACGGAAAAGUCGUCAUUCUAGUCCUUACCUCUAAAAAGGACACACCUUCAUUUGGCCUCCAUUACUCACAACAUCCCUUCACAUUGGGCCAGAACCCUAUUGUCAACACCAGAACAAAGGUUGAAGGCUACAACCUUCGAGUUAAGGAGAGCUACCACCGAGCAGUUCAACGUACUACGGCAAAGUUAGCCGCAGUUCAUCGACGAUCAUCUUAUCAUUUACCACUCGACGUAUCACUACGGCGAAUUAGCCGAGGUUUGUCGACCGUCGCAGGUCGACGUACCACGGCGAAGUUAGCCGCAGACGAUCACCUUAUUAUUUACCACUCAAUGUAUUACUAUGGCAAAUUAGCCAAGGUUUGUCGACCGUCGUUAGAUUUUAGGCAAACGCAUGGUUUACGUCGUCAUGCGUACUUCUGCUUGCAGUCAACAGCGUAUUAUACGCAGCACGAAAACAGUAGGGAAGGCAAGGAUUACAACGGUUUCCUACGCAGGACGACUCCACCUGGUAGAAUGCCCAAUUUAUAG
This is a messenger RNA of Tremella mesenterica DSM 1558, 759 nucleotides long. RefSeq lists its product as uncharacterized. NCBI's taxonomy places the organism in Eukaryota, Fungi, Basidiomycota, Tremellomycetes, Tremellales, Tremellaceae. The record is from RefSeq and is a predicted model, not a curated record. The transcript has 9 exons. Bases 1 to 759 code for a protein of 252 amino acids.